This is a messenger RNA of Capronia epimyces CBS 606.96, 1608 nucleotides long. RefSeq lists its product as uncharacterized. The record is from RefSeq and is a predicted model, not a curated record. Gene Ontology annotation, molecular function: transmembrane transporter activity. Gene Ontology annotation, biological process: transmembrane transport. Bases 1 to 1608 code for a protein of 535 amino acids. The transcript has 2 exons. Lineage: Eukaryota; Fungi; Ascomycota; Eurotiomycetes; Chaetothyriales; Herpotrichiellaceae.
AUGGUGGACGAGAAAGUCCCCCAUCACCAACAAGCAUGGCCGACCGCCAACGGUGACGCCCUCGCCCUCGCCCUCGACGAAGACCAAAAGAGCGAUCUCUCUGCAUCGAAGGCCCAGUUGAGAUGGACCAAGAGGCUCAUCGACAGGCUCACAUGGAUGCCGCCCUGGUGUCGCUACGAUGUGAAAAACCCUCCGACCUUCUCCAUCUGGCACAAUGUCCUGUUCGCUUUCGCCGGCGCCUUCACCGUAGGCAACCUCUACUACAACCAUCCCAUCCUGAAUAUUCUCGCCCGUGAAUUCGACGUGCCGUACGAGACGGUGUCGCGGAUCCCGACUUUGAUGCAAGCCGGCUAUGCCACAGGACUGCUGUUCGUGUGUCCGCUGGGCGACCUUCUGAAACGGCGCCCGUUGACAUUGGCGCUGAUCCUUUUCACUGCAACCAUGUGGAUCGGUCUCUGCUUGACCCGGUCGUUCACAGCCUUUUGCGCCAUUUCGUACAUAUGCGCCAUCACCACCGUGAUCCCGCAAGUGAUGCUCCCGCUGGUGGCAGAGCUGGCGCCUCCCCACCAACGGGCCAUGGCACUGAGCAUUGUCACAUCCGGCAACCUGCUGGGUAUUGUGGUCGCGCGGAUCCUUUCCGGGGUGGUGACACAGUUCACGUCGUGGCGGAACAUCUACUGGAUCGCGCUGGGGCUACAAUACCUAGUCCUUUGCUCCUUGUGGCUGUUCAUGCCGGACUACCCGUCGACGAACCCGGCGGGGCUGAACUAUUUCAAGAUGAUCGGUGGGAUCGUGCUGCUAUACCGGAAAUAUGCGGUACUGGUGCAGGCGGGCCUGGUCAGCUACUGCGUUUCCGCCGGCUUCACCAGUUACUGGACCACGCUGACGUUUCUGCUGGCCGACCCGCCGUACAACUACAGCCCGGUGGUGAUCGGGCUGUUUGCGCUUAUCGGCGUCGCGGCCAUCAUGCUCGGCCCCUUGUACGCCAAGUACCUGAUCCAGCCGUUCACGCCGCUGUUCAGCUGUUUGGUCGGUCUGCUGGCCUGCCUGGUCGGCGUCGUCGUCGGCACCUACUCCGGCAAGCACACGGUCGCCGGCCCCAUCAUCCAGGCCUUCACGCUAGAUAUGGGUCUGCAAAUCACCCAGGUUGCCAACCGCGGCGCCAUCGCCACCAUCGAGCCCAACGGCCGGAACAGGGUCAACACCGCCUUCAUGCUCAUGACCUUCACCGGCCAGUUGACCGGCACCAGCGCCGGCGCCAAGCUGUACGCCCGUGGCGGCUGGGUGGCCAGCGGAAGUCUCAGCGUCGCCUUUGUGGCCUUAUCCAUAUUCGUCUGUUUCGCCCGCGGACCCUAUGAGCACCGAUGGAUCGGCUGGGCUGGCGGUUGGAACGUGCGGAAGCAGAACCUCAGCGGAAUCACGAACGCGCCGGUUGCGAUUGCGGUUGCGGUUGAGGCCGCGGAGCGAAACGGUGACGAAGAAGAGCAACAACAAUCUCGGCCUGCUGCUGAGGCAGCAGCUAUUCCAGAGCCAAAGCGUCCCGAACACAGUCAGGGCCAGCGCGUAGUAGUGGCAGGCACACAGAAUGAUGAGGAGAAAUCAACCUAG